Molecule: messenger RNA, 2868 nt
Organism: Theobroma cacao (cacao)
Lineage: Eukaryota; Viridiplantae; Streptophyta; Magnoliopsida; Malvales; Malvaceae
Product: mechanosensitive ion channel protein 6-like
Biological process (GO): transmembrane transport; monoatomic anion transport
Cellular component (GO): plasma membrane
Molecular function (GO): mechanosensitive monoatomic ion channel activity
Source: RefSeq, a predicted model, not a curated record
UUGGUCCCAUUGUUUUUCAAUUUAACGGUGCAUGGUACUCGAAUUUUUUCAAAGGAAAAAACUUCCCAUCCUGUUGUCUGCCCUGCGACUUAAAAAGUGCUUUGAAUGGUUAGUAAUUCUCCAUACGAGGAGUUGGAAGAGUUUGAUAAGUUCCUGUAAUGGACCCAUUGAGAAAGUCUUUGAAAUCAUACUGUUCUAAUGCAAAACAGCUACAAAACCCUGAGGAACAACCUCUCCUGUUUCACUCCAACAACAGUCAAAUGGCACAGUCCUCUGAAAAGCAGAGAGAAGGAGAAAUCGUUGUUAACAUUGACAAAACCGAUGCUGCGGUCAAAGAAAAUGGGAACACUUCAAAGAUCACCGGUGAUAACUCAAGGGGUAAGCCUUCAGGUUCAUCGAAGAAACCCAAAGUUUCAUUUCAUGAAGUGUUAACUGAAGCUGUUCGGCAGAAGAGCAAGGACUCCUCAGGCCUAAAAGAAACACGCCAAUGGUCUUUUGGUUCGGAUGGAGGACAGGUUUCGAGGUGCAAUUCGAAUGACUAUAUUCGACAGAACUCAUGGAGGCAACUGGUGAGCAAGACCAAGUCCAGGUUGCUUGACCCGCUCGAGGACCCAUAUGGAAGGAGCGACAGAAUGAACUCUGGAGAAGAGUUCAAAGAAAAUAACCAUGAUGAGGAAGACAUGGAAGACAUUCCAGAUGAAUAUAAGCUGCUGAAAUUCAGUGCACUGACAAUACUUCAGUGGUUGAGUCUCGUUCUGAUUAUAGCAGCCUUAGUUUGUAGCGUGGCCAUCCCCGGUAUAAAGAGACAAACGCUUUGGGAUCUUCAGUUAUGGAAAUGGGAGAUCAUGGUUUUGGCAUUAAUCUGUGGACGGCUGGUUUCUGGUUGGGCAAUUCGAGUUGUUGUGAUCUUUAUCGAGCGCAAUUUUCUUUUGCGGAAACGAGUUCUCUAUUUUGUUUACGGAUUGAGAAGGGCUGUUCAGAAUUGCCUCUGGUUGGGCCUCGUUUUGCUUGUGUGGCAUUCGAUCUUUGAUGACAAGGUCCAGGAGGAGACCAACAGCGAGGUAUUACCCUAUGUAACAAAGAUUCUCGUAUGUUUCUUGGUGGCUACCUUGAUAUGGCUUGUGAAAACCCUCCUUGUUAAAGUCCUUGCUUCAUCAUUCCAUGUAAACACCUUCUUUGACAGAAUCCAGGAAGCUUUAUUCAAUCAAUAUGUCAUUGAGAUGCUCUCUGGUCCACCCUUGUUUGAAAUAAAUAACGCAGUAGGAGAGGAAAAGGAUGAUACCUCUGAGGUUGAGGAGUCACGGAGUGAUGGGAGUACUACGGCUGAUAACCUCAGGGCAACACUUCCUCCAAAACAACAAAAUACCACAAAGGUUGGCAACGGUCCCAGAAUUUCAAGGACAAUGUCUAAGAUGAAAGAUAAGGAUAUCCAACUUGACCACCUUCGUAAGCUGACUCAGAAGAAUAUAUCAGCUUGGAAUAUGAGGAGGAUGAUUAAUAUGGUUAGCCAUGGGCACUUGGCUACUCUAGAUGAGCAGAUACUGAAUUCCGACAUAGAUGAUGAAUCUUCAGUGCAGAUUAAAAGUGAAUGCCAAGCAAAAGAAGCAGCUAAGAAGAUUUUCCAGAAUGUGGCUCAGCCAGAAUCUCAAUGCAUUUACCUUGCAGAUAUCAUGCGCUUUAUGGGUCGAGAUGAAGCUUUGAAGGCAUUGCAUCUCUUCGGAGCAGGAAGUGAAGAAGAAGGAAUCAGCAAGGCAUCACUCAACAAUUGGCUGGUCAAUGCCUUCAGAGAUCGAAAAGCACUUGCACUGUCCCUGAAUGAUACAAAAACAGCUGUGGAUGAACUCCACAAUAUGUUGAACAUCCUUGUAGCCAUUGUCAUUGCGGUAAUUUGGCUCAUCAUAUUAGGAAUUCCUGUCACCCACUUCCUUGUUUUCAUAAGCUCACAGCUUCUCUUGGUGGUAUUUAUCUUCGGGAAUACCUGCAAGACAGUAUUUGAAGCAAUAAUUUUUUUAUUCAUAAUGCAUCCAUUUGAUGUGGGUGAUCGUUGUGAGGUGGAUGGAGUGCAGAUGAUAGUGGAAGAAAUGAAUAUAUUAACCACAGUGUUCUUACGGUUUGAUGGCCAAAAGAUCGUUUAUCCAAAUAGUUUAUUAUCUACCAAGCCUAUUGGCAACUUCUACCGCAGUCCUGACAUGAUAGAAACAAUUGAAUUUUGUAUCCAUGUCUCAACUCCAUCAGAGAAGAUUGCCAUCAUGAAAGAAAGAAUAAUUCGGUACAUUGAGAGCAGGGAGCACCACUGGCACAAGAAUCCUCUGGUGGUCGUGACUGACGUGGAAGACAUGAACAAACUGAAGUUUUCAGUGUCGUCUAAGCACAAAAUGAACUACCAGAACAUGGCGGAGAGAUGGGGUAGGAGAGGCCAUUUACUUGAAGAAACGAUUAAGAUACUGAAAGACCUUGACAUUGAAUACCGCCUGCUGCCUCUCGAUGUGAAUGUGCGGAACAUGCCGACUUUGGUUUCACAUAGGCUGCCUUCAAAUUGGAUUGCUUGUACUAGCUAAUUUACUGACUUAGAAACCGGCUCUUGAAUAAUGUCCUGAGGACAUGAUAACAUAAAAGUGCAAGCACUGGAAUGAACAGCAGUUGGCAAAAAGAACCUGAAGUCACCGUUAGGUCUCCAACGAUCUUAAAGGCACCAGAUAAGGGGGUAUCCAUGUGCAUAGGAACAUGGCAGAUCCCACAAUCAGGAAUCGAGAAAAAUGUAACCUGAGUAUUUCUCUUUGUGUACUAGAAUUUGCAUUAAUUAUAGUGUAUGUUUGUGAACAUUUCUUAUAUUUGUCCCUGAACUAAAUGAGAAGUUCCAUUGCUGAA